Molecule: messenger RNA, 3029 nt
Organism: Macaca mulatta (Rhesus monkey)
Lineage: Eukaryota; Metazoa; Chordata; Mammalia; Primates; Cercopithecidae
Gene: CD180
Product: CD180 molecule
Biological process (GO): defense response to Gram-negative bacterium; inflammatory response; toll-like receptor 4 signaling pathway
Cellular component (GO): lipopolysaccharide receptor complex; plasma membrane
Molecular function (GO): lipopolysaccharide immune receptor activity; protein binding; lipopolysaccharide binding
Source: RefSeq, a predicted model, not a curated record
AGCACAGAGCCACAGAAUGCUGAGCAGUCAACAGCAUUUCUUGUUCCAAGAUCACCCUUCUGAGUACCUCUUUGGCUGCCAAAUUGCCAGGGCCUUCAUAGUUUGAUUCCAUUUCUCAGCUCCAAGCGUUGGGUAAACCCACCACGCUGGGAUUGCACCAGUCCUGUGAUGGCGUUUGACGUCAGCUGCUUCUUUUGGGUGGUGCUGUUUUCUGCCGGCUGUAAAGUCAUCACCUCCUUGGAUCAGAUGUGCAUUGAGAAAGAAGCCAACAAAACAUAUAACUGUGAAAAUUUAGGUCUCAGUGAAAUCCCUGACACUCUACCAAACACAACAGAAUUUUUGGAAUUCAGCUUUAAUUUUUUGCCUACAAUUCACAAUGGAACCUUCAGCAGACUCAUGAAUCUUACCUUUUUGGAUUUAACUAGGUGCCAGAUUAAUUGGAUACAUGAAGACACUUUUCAAAGCCAUCAUCAAUUGAACACACUUGUGUUAACUGGAAAUCCCUUGAUAUUCAUGGCAGAAACAUCGCUUAAUGGGCCCAAGUCACUGAAGCAUCUUUUCUUAAUCCAAACGGGAAUAUCCAAUCUCGAGUUUAUUCCAGUGCACAAUCUGGAAAACUUGGAAAGCUUGUAUCUUGGAAGCAACCAUAUUUCCUCCAUUAAGUUCCCCAAAGACUUCCCAGCACGGAAUCUGAAAGUACUGGAUUUUCAGAAUAAUGCUAUACACUACCUCUCUAGAGAAGACAUGAGGUCUCUGGAGCAGGCCACCAACUUAAGCCUGAACUUCAAUGGCAAUGAUGUUAAAGGUAUUGAGCUUGGGGCUUUUGGUUCAAUAGUCUUCCAAAGUUUGAACUUUGGAGGGACUCUAAAUUUGUCUGUUAUAUUCAAUGGUCUGCAGAACUCUACUACUCAGUCUCUCUGGCUGGGAACAUUUGAGGACAUUGAUGACGAAGACAUUAGUUCAGCCACGCUCAAGGGACUCUGUGAAAUGUCUGUUGAGAGCCUCAACCUGCAGAAACACCACUUCUCUGACUUCUCAUCCACCACAUUUCAGUGCUUCACCCAAAUCCAGGAAUUGGAUCUGACAGCAACUCACUUGGCAGGGUUACCCUCUGGGAUUAAGGGUCUGAACUUGCUCAAGAAAUUAGUUCUUAGUGUAAAUCAUUUUGACCAAUUGUGUCAAAUCAGUGCUGCCAAUUUCCCCUCCCUUACACACCUCUACGUCAGAGGCAACGUGAAGAAACUUCACCUUGGUGUUGGCUGUUUGGAGAAACUAGGAAACCUUCAGACACUUGAUUUAAGCCAUAAUGACAUAGAGGCUUCUGACUGCUGCAAUCUGCAACUCAGAAACCUGUCCCACUUGCAAACCUUAAACCUGAGCCACAAUGAGCUUCUUGGUCUCCAGAGUCAGGCAUUCAAAGAAUGUCCUCGGCUAGAACUCCUGGAUUUGGCGUUUACCCGCUUACACAUUAAUGCUCCACAAAGUCCCUUCCAAAACCUCCAUUUCCUGCAGGUUCUGAAUCUCACUUACUGCUUCCUUGAUACCAGCAAUCAGCAUCUUCUAGCAGGCCUACCAGAUCUCCGGCAUCUCAACUUAAAAGGCAAUCACUUUCAAGAUGGGACUAUCAUGAAGACCAACCUACUUCAGACCGUGGGCAGCUUGGAGAUUCUGAUUUUAUCCUCCUGUGGUCUCCUCUCUAUAGACCAGCAAGCAUUCCACGGCUUGGGAAAAAUGAGCCAUGUAGACUUAAGCCACAACAGCCUGACAUGUGACAGCAUUGCUUCUGUUAGUCAUUUUAAGGGAAUUUACCUCAAUCUGGCCGCCAACAGCAUUAACAUCAUCCCACCCCAUCUCCUCCCCAUCUUGUCCCAGCAGAGCACCAUUAAUUUCAGUCACAAUCCCCUGGACUGCACUUGCUCGAAUAUUCAUUUCUUAACAUGGUACAAAGAAAACCUGCACAAACUUGAAGGCUCGGAGGAGACCACGUGUGCAAACCCGCCGUCUCUAAGGGGAGUUAAGCUAUCUGAUGUCAAGCUGUCCUGUGGGAUUACAGCCAUAGGCGUUUUCUUUCUCACAGUAUUUUUAUUAUUGUUCACCAUUCUGCUCUUUUUUGCAGUUAAAAACCUUCUCAGGUGUAAAUACCGACACAUUUAGUGCUGAAGGCUUCCAGAGAAAGCAAAUAAAUGUGCUUAGCAAAAUUGCUGUAAGUGAAGGAACUGUCAUCUGCUGGUGACCAGACCAGAAUUUUCAGAUUGGUCCUGGAGCUGGGCAGGGACUCACUGUGCUUUUCUGAGCUUCUUACUCCUGUGAGUUCCAGAGCUAAAUAACCUUCUAGGCAAGUACACCGAACCGACUCAGGCCAGAGGGCCAGAUGCUGCUGUGAGAGGCACAGAACCCUUUCCGCAUGUGGAAGAGUGGGAGGAAGCAGCGGGAGGGGCUGGGCAAGGACUGCCAGCUCCAGAGUCACCCACAGGGAGGCCGUUCCCGUUCUACUCACCGACAUCCCUCCCAGCACCCCACACCCCUCCCCUGAAAGGAGAUCAUCAGCCCCCACAAUUUGGCAGAACUGAAGCCAGCCCGCUACCCACCCCAGCCACAGCAUUGUGCUUGGGUCUGGGUUCUCAGUCAUGUAGCCAUUUGGGAAACCUAGUUGGGGACAAAGUCUCAAUGCUUAUUUUAAAUGAAAAAAGAAAAGCAUAAUGAAUUUAACAGAAAAGGCUGAGAAAUGAAACUUGGUAUCAAAUAGACUCCAUUAAUCUUCUUAAUCCUUAAGGUCUCUGUAAUGCCCCUAGGGUGUGAAUGGCUAUAAAGAAAAGAACCCAUCCCCAAGCUUUAGAAUUUCUUCCAUGUUUGUCUCACUCAGUUCAGAAACCAGGCAGGCUCUCUCUGCCUAUCUGGUGUUCUGGCUCUUACGUUACAGAUCCUAACUUGCAGGUGGGCUGUGAUCCAAAAUGCUCUUCUCAUCUGGUUCUUAGAAGCCUCUUUCCCAGAAGAUCUGUGAAAUAAAUAGUGGUUUGGUUCUCAGACUA